GCAAACGUGAAAUUUUGUAGCAAUUCGAGUGACCAAACUUGCAAUUAAGCCUAAUCCGUAUUGAGAAAAAAAAACUCAUAUAAUGAGUAAUGACAAUCAAAAUGAAAAAAAAAGUAUUCAUAUUGGGCUAGGUGGAACAUCACAUUAUUUUUUAUUUCAUAGUAAAUACGAGUGACACGCAUUUUCUGAUUGUAAAUAGGUACUUACCAUUGCCAAAUACAGUAUCUUGAAACCAAUGUUUUUAAACCUCGAAUUUUCCAACCAACUUAAAUACAAAUUUCGGUCGAUUUAAUUUUGUCAUAUAUAUCUCAAAACAGGAACAGUAAGUAGUGAUGGUAAUUUCGACCUGACCCGUUUUAUUCAACUUGUUUGGCCUAUUUUGGGCGGGUCCGACCCGCCCCGUAGGCGGGGCGGGGAGGGCAUGGGUACCUCUCAUCUACCUGACCUGCCCGACCCGCCCCAUUCUUUACCCGUUCUUGCCUAAAUUACAUGUAAUCUUAGUCAAAUUAUUUAGGAUUUUCCUCUUAUUACCUCAUAUUUUAGAUAUAAUAAACUUGUAAAUAAGUGUAAACCUUAAUUUCUUCAAUAAUUUAACUACAUAUCAUCGUAUUAUGGUUUCUUUCUUGAUCUUAUAAUGAAAAUAACAAAUAUUUCUAAUAGUUUUCACAUAAAUUAGAUACCCAUUGGGUCGACCUGCCCCGACCCGCGUCCCGUGAUAAAUUACCCGACCUGGAACCGAUCUGUCACGGGGCGAGUAUGGGUAUCGAGAUAUCCGCCCCAGACCUGCCCAUUACCAUUCCUGUCAGUAAGAUACAAAAUAUAUGCAACUUUUAUUUUAUAUUCUUAAAUAAAAAAUUAGAUGGAGAAACAACCUUGAACGUCCAUAAGACCAUAACCACCUCUAAGAAAAUUUAUUUUGCCAUAUUAUGUGCAAUCUUUUUCUUCUUUCUUUCGAAAACCGUCUGCUGAAGAUUGUUUUGGUCACCUUCGACGUUGCUGUCGUGAAUAUACUAGGGGAUUAAACUGAUUAUUAGACAUUUCAUUUUAGACUUCGUUGCUAAGAUUCGGAAUAAGUAGUGGUGGGACUAAAAGAGCAGGUUGUUGUGUGGGUCAAUGCAAGAAAUACGACACCUUUUCAGCAAACUACACCCUUUUUGCUUUCCAUGGCUGCUUUGGAUUCCACUCGCGGCUGCAUCUUUUUGAAGAACUAAACAAGAUUGCUUUCUAGUUUCACCACUAACAUUAUUUUCGUUUGAUUACUCUUGCCUUGCCUUGCUGAGUUGCGUCUUCUCUUUUUCGUCUUUCUCUUCUUCCCUUUCCGUGCCCUUCUUGCUUCUUCUUCUUCGUUCUCCAGCCACCUUCAUAUCUACUCAGCAAAGUUGAACAAAAGGAGAAAACGGAUGAGCAUGUGAAUUUGUUUAUUAUUAAUUGAGCAGGAGAGCAGUACACAGAGAGAGAAAGAGACCAACAUUACAUUAGCCUCUAAAAAUCACAUUCUCUUCUUUCCCUGCUUCCUUUCACCAGUUUCCAUGUCAGUUCUCCUUGUUUUCCUGUCUCUUCUCCUCCCUUAUUAUCCUUUCCAUUACCAUUUACCACUCUAUCUCUGAUUUCUCCCUCUCUUGAGACCAUGACGUUUCAUUUGUUUAACUCACUACUCACUCUCUUCCAUGCUCCUGGUUUUGCAGCAGCGGCGAUUCUGGGUCUCUGGUGCUCUGUCCUCUUUUGAAGUUGAACAGCUGGGAAAUGGAGUAGAUGGGAGGGUAUAGAAUGUUGGGAUCAAGCUGGAAGUGAGAAAGUUUGGAUCUUUUUAACAGUUGGCUACACCAUUUUCUCUAACUUGAGAGGGUGAGAAGUUUUCACCUUGGAUCUCUCUGGUUUUUUUCUCUUGGAGCUACUCAAAUCCAUGCAGCUCUAAUGCACACUGCUUCUCUUCUUUAGAACUGCAAAACCCACUUGGAAAUUUUAUUUUGUGUUGUUAAUCUGUAAAUUAGAGGUUGUUUUGGAGCCCAUUGGUCUCUUCUUCAAGAGGGAUUCUUCUCCCUUUCUUUCCCCCUUCAAGUCCCACACUUGUUUGCUAAAAUGGCAUGCUAAAACUGUGAAUAGCUCAGUUAGCCGGUUAGGUUUUAUUUUCUUUUUGCACUGAGGUACUUUCUAUCUAAGAUUCAUAACUAAGGGGAAAAGGGAGGUUUUCUCCAAGUAUUCCUUUCCAUCCUUGGGUUGUAUUUUGAAGGUUCAAUAAUAUUCAGGAAUCUCUUCAAAUACCCAAAAAAGAUGGGUUGUGUGGCAUCAAGGAUUGAUGAGGAAGAAAGAGUUAGGAUUUGUAAAGAGAGAAGGAAGCUGAUGAGACAGUUGGUGGGAUUCAGAAGUGAAUUUGCUGAUUCUCUACUGGCUUACUUGAGAGCACUCAGGAACACGGGUGUGACCCUUAGGCAGUUCACUGAAUCUGAGUCAUUGGAUACUGAGAGCACCUCCUAUGGCAUUGGCUUGGCACUGCCUCCAUCGCCACCACUCCAGUUGCCUCCUUCCCCACCACCACUCCCUUUCAGUCCUGAUUCAAGGAAGUCCAGCAGUGAUAAUAACCCAAAAGAAGAACAAGAACAAGAAGUUACUACUGACCACUUAGCUUCUCACGAAGAGAGCAUGGCAAUUGAUGAUGAGGGCGAUAGAGGAGGAACUCCUCCACCUCCUCCUGAGAGCUCAUCAUCGUGGAACUAUUGGGAUCCCUUCCUUGAACCUCAUUCUUUGCCGCUUCACGAGGAGAGUGGCGAGAUAGUGGAAUCAGCAAUGGAGGAGGAGACUUGGGCUGAGACCAAGACCGAGUUUGAUGAGGAAGAACAUGGAGGAGAGGAAGUGAGUGGGGCGGCAGGUCCCAGUAAUACGGUUCCAAGUCAGCAGCAGCCGAGACAGCAGCAGCAUUGUCGUCGUCUUCCUGUGGAAUUGGUUGAUGAUAACUCAUCCAUGACGAGCUGGCAGACGAAGGACACUUCCGAUAUGAGUAUGGUUCAGUGGAGGCGCAGGAAGACACUGGAGGCUAUUGUGAGAGAUUUAGAUGACUAUUUCCUCAAAGCAUCAGCUGGCGGGAAGGAAAUAGCUAUUCUUAUGGAUAUCUCCAGAGGGGACACUUCUAUCUCACAUAGUUCCAGAGAAAACAAAUGGAAGAGGAGCAAUUCUGCUAAGGUGUUCAGUGCAUUGUCAUGGAGCUGGUCUUCUAGGUCAUUACAGCCACCUAGGGACUUUACUGAGGUCUUUAGUAGUAGUGAACCUUGCAAACCUGGAGCUCACUGCAUUACCCUUGAGAAGCUUUAUGCUGCAGAGCAGAAACUUUACAAGGAAGUUAAGGAAGAAGAGAUAACCAAAUUGGAGUUUAAGAAGAAGUCCAUUUUUCUAGCAAAACUAGAACAAGAGAAUCAUGAUUGGAACAAGACGGAAAAGAUUAGAUCAAGUGUUGAAGAGUUGGAGUCGGACUUAAGAAGACUGCAACAUUCUAUAAGUGGAGGUUGUUCUUGCAUAUUGGAACUCAUUGAUGUGGAGCUGUACCCUCAACUCAUUGCACUAGUUGCUGGGCUGAAGAGCAUGUGGAGGACAAUGUAUGCAUGUCAUCAAGUUCAGAAUCACAUCUCCCAACAAAUGAAUCACCUGAACGAUAAUCAAGGGGUGGAAUCAGCAACCGAGUUCCAUCGCCAAGCAACAGCUCAGCUCGAGGCCGAGAUUAUCUCAUGGUACCACAGCUUCUGCAGACUUGUGCGAUCCCAAGAGGAAUACGUGACGACCCUAUGCAGGUGGAUCCAACUCACUAGCUGCCUUGUGAAUGACCAACAACCACCAAGUGCUCAAUCACCUGCUGUUCACAAGCUUUGUGAAGAAUGGAAACUCGGUUUUGACAAAAUGCCUGACAAGGUGGCAUCAGAGGCCAUAAAGGGCUUUUUAUCAGCCAUCCAAGCGAUAAUGCAGCAGCAGGCAGAGGAACUGAGCCUGCAAAGAAAAUCGGAGAAGUUGGAGAGAAGGCUGCAGAAAGAACUGAUGUCACUUGCUGAAAUGCAGAAGAGAUUUGACUGGAGUAUUCCUGAUGGAGAUGAUGCAACUCCCAAUCUGAGCCCUAAGCACCCUUUGUCUGUUAAACUUGUCAAAACUGAAGACUCAAAGAAGAGAGCUGAGAUUGAGAAGGCCAAAUAUUUGAACUCAGUCCAGGUCACCCGAGCCAUGACUCUGAACAACCUGAAAACUAGCCUCCCACUUGUAUUCCAGGCGUUAACAAAGUUCUCAGGGGCUUCUGUCCAGGCACUUCGAGCUGUUCGAACCCACCAGGAUAAACCAGAAGUUCAAUGUGAUCCACCUGAAAACUCCAUGAACCAAGGGUGAUAUAGUGAGCCAGAGUUCAUGAAUGUUCUUUGCAGAAGCCUUCAAGCCAUAUAUUGAGUGUAGAAAUCCAUUGGAAACUCUUCCAUUAUGUAAAAACUAGUAUAAUCAAUGAAGACCAGAUAGUUUGGUGACAGCCCACUGCUCAAAACUUCCAUUACAUUACACAUCUGUUCAUAGGGUACGCGUCUACGUUCAUUCAAUCAACUAUGAAGUUGUAACAAUCUAGUCUAGUAAGUGUCAAAGAAACCAUUUUUCUUGCUGCAUUCUAGUUUUCGUUAGUGUCCCAGUCCAGGGGCCCAUUCUCUAAUUCGUAUGCUGAAACUGGAUUCCUGUUCUAGCCAGCCUGCUCAUCGUUCCCCCAGAGAAUGUCAUUGCAUCUCUGGAAACCAAACUUUGAAGAUCAUUUGUUGAAGAAGUGAGACUAACGGCUAAUGCAAACUAAGCAGCAACUGUCUAUCUCAAGGAAGAAAUCUAUUUCCUUUGU
Molecule: messenger RNA, 4843 nt
Organism: Linum trigynum
Lineage: Eukaryota; Viridiplantae; Streptophyta; Magnoliopsida; Malpighiales; Linaceae
Source: the annotation of a GenBank genome assembly